Messenger RNA from Coregonus clupeaformis (lake whitefish), 543 nucleotides. RefSeq names its product glucocorticoid receptor-like. The transcript has a single exon. Gene Ontology annotation, cellular component: nucleus. Gene Ontology annotation, biological process: nuclear receptor-mediated glucocorticoid signaling pathway; regulation of DNA-templated transcription. Gene Ontology annotation, molecular function: nuclear glucocorticoid receptor activity; DNA binding; steroid binding. NCBI's taxonomy places the organism in Eukaryota, Metazoa, Chordata, Actinopteri, Salmoniformes, Salmonidae. The coding region runs from base 81 to 473 and encodes 130 amino acids. The record is from RefSeq and is a predicted model, not a curated record.
GAAUCCAACUCCAGCACCUCUACGACAGCCAACACCCCCACCACCCCGACCCCCCCCCCACCACUUUUCCUGUGGUGAAGAUGGAGAAGGAAGUUGGCUUCAUCCAGCUGUGUACUCCAGGGGUGAUCAAACAGGAGAAGACGUCGGCCACGCGUAGCUACACCUGCCAGAUGAGCGGUAGUACCGGCGGCUCCACUUCCUCCUCCCCCUCAGAGCUGUCCAGCCCCAGUCCCAUCUCCAUCUGUGGGGUGAGCACCUCUGGAGGACAGAGCUACCACUUUGGAGUCAACAGCACCAUUACUACCAGUGGAGCUUCUCAGCAGAAGGACCAGAAGCCCUCUGUGUUCAGCCUGUAUCCUCCACUGGGGACCAUAGGAGAGGUCUGGAACAACAGUAGCUAUGGGGACGGAGCUUCUGGAAUACAAGGUCUCUCCAGCCCUACCUCCUCCUUCUCCAGCACCUAUGCCAGGUAAGGAGAAGAAUUGUUGCUAAUAAAGAAACUGUCCUGUAGUUGGUCUGGUGGAAGUUUGGUGGUGGUCUGGC